This is a messenger RNA of Sphaeramia orbicularis (orbiculate cardinalfish), 2058 nucleotides long. RefSeq names its product argininosuccinate lyase (gene asl). The transcript has 16 exons. Lineage: Eukaryota; Metazoa; Chordata; Actinopteri; Kurtiformes; Apogonidae. The coding region runs from base 145 to 1542 and encodes 465 amino acids. The record is from RefSeq and is a predicted model, not a curated record. Gene Ontology annotation, cellular component: cytosol. Gene Ontology annotation, molecular function: argininosuccinate lyase activity.
AAAGGUAAACGAAGAAGAAAUGAAAGUUAAUGUGGGCUCCGGCUUCCAGCUAGUCAAAUGAGGCAAAUAUUUCAUCAGACAUCAUUCGGCCGAUGUGAUAGUUUAGAGGCUGAAGCAGAAGGACUGUGAGCUCUACGUGUCAGCAUGGCCGCUGCGGAGGGAAAUAAACUUUGGGGUGGUCGGUUUGUGGGAGACACUGACCCCAUUAUGGAGAAGUUCAACGCCUCCAUCGGCUUUGACCAGAGGAUGUGGGAUGCAGAUAUAAGAGGCAGUAAAGCCUAUGCCAAAGCUCUGGAGAGGGCCAGGCUGGUCACCUCUGAAGAGAAGGACCAGAUUAUAACUGGAAUGGAUCAGAUAUCUGAUGAGUGGUCUAGAGGUGUGUUCAUGAUCAAACCUGAAGAUGAAGACAUUCACACCGCCAAUGAACGAAGGCUAAAGGAGCUGAUCGGAGCACCUGCAGGGAAGCUCCACACAGGCAGGAGCAGGAAUGACCAGGUGGUCACUGACAUGAGGCUGUGGCUGCGUGACGCCAUCUCAACCCUGAAAGAAAAUGCCUUACAGCUGAUGUCAACUAUGGUGGAGAGGGCAGCUGCAGAAAUUGAUGUCCUGUUUCCUGGUUACACCCACAUGCAGAGAGCUCAGCCAAUCAGAUGGAGCCACUGGAUUCUCAGUCAUGCAGCAGCUCUAAGCAGAGAUGUGGAACGUCUUCAAGAGAUCAAGAAAAGAGUCAACGUUUUACCUCUUGGGAGUGGUGCCAUCGCUGGAACACCAUUUGACAUUGACCGGGAGCUGCUGCGUCAAGAGUUGGAGUUUGACAGCAUCAGCGUCAACAGCAUGGAUGCCACAAGUCAGAGGGACUUUGUUGUGGAGUUCCUCUUCUGGGGUUCAAUGUGUUUGACCCACCUCAGUAAAAUGGCUGAGGACCUGCUGCUGUACAGCACAAAAGAGUACUCCUUUAUCACACUCUCUGAUGCCUACAGCACAGGCAGCAGUCUGAUGCCCCAGAAGAAGAAUGCUGAUAGUCUGGAGCUGAUCAGGAGUAAAGCCGGUCGUGUGUUUGGCAGAUGUGCAGGUUUCCUGAUGACUCUGAAGGGCUUACCCAGCUGCUACAACAAAGACCUGCAGGAGGAUAAGGAGGCCAUGUUCGACUGCUAUGAUACUGUUCAUGCUGUGCUUCAGGUGACGACCGGAGUCAUGUCAACUCUCAAGAUUAACCCGACUGUGAUGGAAGCAGCUCUUAGUCCUGACAUGUUGGCCACUGAUCUGGCCUAUUACCUUGUAAAAAAGGGGAUGCCAUUCAGAGAGGCCCAUGGUGUCUCUGGUAAAGUUGUAUUUGCAGCAGAAUCCAAGAAUGUGGCCUUAAACCAGCUCACUAUGGAAGAUCUGAGCACUGUUAGCCCUCUGUUCAGAAGUGAUGUGUCCUCAGUGUGGGACUACAGCAGCAGUGUGGAGCAGUACAGCGCCCCCGGAGGAACGGCAAAGAGCAGCGUUACUGCCCAGGUGGAACACCUGAGGACCUGGAUGAGGAACCAAGCACAGUGACGCUGACCCAGCUGUGGUCCUCUUUAAUUGAAUCAGGUUUAUGGAAAAAUAUAUCACUCAAAUAACACAGAGGUCAAAGUGACUUACGAUAUAUCUUCAGAAUAACGUUACUGCUUCUCUUUAGUCUUGCAUAUAACUUGUCUAUGUAUAACCUACAUGUUUUGCAGAUGUUACAAAUUUUCUGGACAUUUCAGCAGUUAAAUAGAUGAAUAUAUAAAUAUAUAUAAAGCAUUUGAACAAUUUUGAGACUUCACUAGUUCAAAGAAACCUCAAAAAUUACUGUCUCUGAGCCAUAUUGGGUAUAAUGGUUACAAAGUAGAAUCAGUGGUUAUUUUUGCUUUAAAUACUUGAAAGAAGGAAAGACAGUUUCACCAAGCAGAUCACAGAUCGGCUCAAUCACGUUACACCUGCAGGAAAAUAUGCAGCACCGCUGCCCUCCAGUGUGACUUCAGUGUUACUGCCAACAAUGUUACUGCCAGUUGAAUUUCAGGAAAAUAAAAGCAACUUUAAAGAGGA